UGUCAUGCAACAACAACUCCAGCAGCAGCAGCAGCACAUCAGCAUCAGCAACAUCAACAUCAGUUGCAACUACAAGCUCAGCAACAACCAGGACAGCAGCAGCAGCAGCAACAACAGCAGCAACAACAGCAGCAACAGCCGCAGCAACAGCAGCAGCCCCCGCCACAGCAGCAACAGCCACCUCCUCCGCAGGGGCAAGCACAGCUGCUGCUGCAGCCGCCGCCAGUGGCCCAUGCCCAUGCCCAUGCCCACGCUCAUGCCCACGCCCAGACGCAGAUGCUGCCCGGCCAGCCCGGGCUGGUGGUGGUGAGUGCCAGCCCACAAACAGUGAUGGCCACCCAGCAGCAGCCUAUGCACCCAGGAUCACAGGGUCUUGCUCCUCCCACUGCUGUGCCACCACCUGGGAGCCAAGGCUUGCCUCCUGGUGCUUACGCAGCUGCAGCCGGUCAGCAGCUGUACUUGGCACAACUGCAGCAGCCCAUGAGUGCUGCACCAGCUCAGCCUCAGCCUGUGCCCAUGCCCGGGGGCCAGGGCCAGCCUGAUGCUCUGCAGCCCCAGCCUGUGCCGGUGCCAGUGGCACAAGCUCCUCAGCAGCAACCUCAACCUCAGAUGGCCCCUCAUGCUCAGGCUUUGUCACAGCAGCCGCAGACCUUCAUGGGCAUGCCUAGCGGAGGACAGCCUGUGGCUAUAUCAUACCCGUACCAAAACUCUGCACCUCCUGUGGUGAGUUAUCCAGCUGCAUUUGGCCGCUUGGAUCAGCAGCCAACAUUGACCCAACUGCAGCCUCCUCCAGGACAACAGGGCCCCCCUCCAGGCACUCACAUGCAGAGCCUCCAACCUCCACCAGUACAGCCUCAGGGGCUGCCUCCUGGCCAGUUGCAGGAGCAGCAACAUUGGCAGGGCCAGCCUCUGCAGUUGCAGCCACAGAUGCAACAAGGAGCAUCUCUUUUCCAGCAAGGCACUCCCUUGCAGGUUACAGCUCCUGCUGCUGCUGCUGCUGCAGCAGCUGCUGCUGCUGCUGCAGCUGCUGCUGCUGGUCUUCAGUUAAAACAACAGGGGCAACCAGCUCAGGUUUCACCUUUACAUCACCAAAGCAGUCUUCAACAACAGCAAACACAGCAGUCACAAACACAGCAGCCACAAACACAGCAGCCACAAACUCAGCAGCAGCAAACUCAGCAACAACAAACACAACAGCAGCAACAACAUCAACAGCAGCAGCAACAACAUCAACAGCAGCAGCAGCAACAACAACAACAGCAGCAGCAACAACAGCAGCAGCAACAGCAUCAACAGCAACUCCAAAGUCCAUCACAACAUCAGCAACCAACACAAUCCCAGCAGAUGAACAAGGGUUCGCAGAAAAGACGUUUCACUGAGGACCGUGAUGAGCAACCAGAUGGUUUCCAGAUGAAUCGGACUGUGGGCUUAAAUCAGAAUUCUACAUCAGGCAAUCCUGGCUCUCCAGGCCAACAACGCCAAGGGGUUGGUGUGGAGGAAUUGAUGCAGCUUAGCCAACCACGACAGCCACAUCAACAAGGUAGUCCGCAGCAGCAACAAUCACCACAACAGCAGCAGCCGCAUCAACAUCAGCAGACACAGUCGCAGCCUCAACAGCAGCAGCAACAGCAACAGCAACAACAGCAACAACAACAACAACAACCACCACCACCACCACCACAACAGGCCCAAACUCAAGCUUCGGCAACUGGCACGAGUGGGUCCCAAGCUACUGGAGUUCCUGCACCAGCCAACACCCGAGACAAGCAGCUCAUGCCUCCGCCCCCCCCACCUCCGUCCUCUUCAGGUGAUAAACGACCUGGUGAUCAGCAAGAAAUUGCAAAUAAAAGGAUGAAAAAUUCAUCGGGUUACAAUGAUGAGUCCUCAGAGAGAGAGCAUGAACGAGAAGAUGGGGAUGCAGGCCAUCCUGCAUCCAGCCUCGGAGGCAACAGGAACAGUACUACUGAGUUCAGGGGUGGUCCUGCAGGUCGCGACCGGCCCUCUUUCAAUCAUUAUUCAUCAAAACCUCAACUGUACAACGCAAGCCUUCCAUUCCACAUGCAUGGCAUGAACAUGUACCCUCCACCACCUCCACCCCCACCCCCCAACAGUUGCAGGCAGCACCACCACAGCAACAAGUCUUCUGAGUUAAUGUCACUUCAAAUUGUUUUGCGUGAUGAAGAUCUAGUCUAUGAACAAAUAUGUGAAAUAUUUGUUGUAAUGAAGGGAACAUUUAUUAAUUGUGAUUAUACUUUUAUAUAUUUGUUGUUCAAAUGUGCAUUUCUAUUA
Molecule: messenger RNA, 2289 nt
Organism: Gryllus bimaculatus (two-spotted cricket)
Lineage: Eukaryota; Metazoa; Arthropoda; Insecta; Orthoptera; Gryllidae
Source: the annotation of a GenBank genome assembly